Messenger RNA from Ipomoea triloba (trilobed morning glory), 941 nucleotides. RefSeq names its product 20 kDa chaperonin, chloroplastic-like. The record is from RefSeq and is a predicted model, not a curated record. Gene Ontology annotation, molecular function: protein-folding chaperone binding; protein folding chaperone; metal ion binding. NCBI's taxonomy places the organism in Eukaryota, Viridiplantae, Streptophyta, Magnoliopsida, Solanales, Convolvulaceae. Bases 120 to 521 code for a protein of 133 amino acids. Gene Ontology annotation, cellular component: chloroplast; mitochondrial matrix. The transcript has 5 exons.
CAUACACCUAUCUUGAACCUUCCGGAGUUUUAUCCAUUUCGUCUCACUGCGUAGUUCAACGGUUUCUCUCCCGCUUUCUUUCAGUGGGUGUUACAGAUUUCGGGUCAAAACGAACGAGAAUGACAACGACUCAGCUUACUGCAUCAACUAUCUCGGCAAAGGGUUUUGCUCUAUUCGAAGGGCUCAGGUCUUCCAGUACCGUCAAAGUCGCGUCUUGUUGUUAUGAUGUCAAGGACUUGAAACCCCUAAAUGACAGAGUUCUAAUUAAGGUUGCUGAAGUUGAGGAAAACACUUCGGGAGGCUUGUUGCUUAGUGCAGCAAGCAAGGAGAAGCCUUCCAUUGGCACGGUUCUGGCUGUCGGGCCUGGUCUUCUCGAUGAAGAAGGGAACAGGAAAUCUUUAUCAGUUUCUACGGGAAGCAUUAUCCUCUUUUCCAAGUAUGCUGGGAAUGAAUUUAAAGGUGUUGAUGGUUCGGAUUACAUUGUGUUGAGGGUGUCUGAUGUAAUCGCGGUGCUUUCUUAGUUCCCGUAUCGAGCUUCCAUACACCACUACUUUUCUACAGGGCUUUUGGGGGAGGAAAAUGCUGUAAUCAUGCAGAACGAAAUAGCCAUCUUGAAGAAAAAACAAUGUGUAAUUUGUGUUUUCUGCGGUUAAUUGACUCGAGUUCAUAACUGAAAAAGGAUUUUGAAGGCUCCAUCUAGCAUGUUGGAAACUACUGCACCUGAAAUGCAUUAUUGCAAAUUGUUCAAAUGCUGGCUUUCAAGUUUUGUGACAAUAUUUGUGAAGAAACUUUUUUUAAUUUAAUUUAUUUUUAUUUUUAAUGAUGAGUAAAUUUGCAAUUACUCUUUAAUUACUAUGCAUUGAGUAAACUUCAUUUGUGUACAAUAAUUUGUAAAUCAAAUAUGAGAAGCAAACUAUAUUAAGAAGACACUUUACAAUGAA